AUGGAAAAUGCUUCAUCGAAGCCAAGUGAAAUUGACACUCGCUCCAUGAUGUCGAUGCAGGAGGUAGACCCUUCUCCUGUGGACGAUGAGACCCCGGAUCUGGAAAGCGGCGAAUACUUCCCAACAAAGCCCAUACAGCGAGGAGUUCCUGAAAGCGGUUCUUCCAUCCCUAAACUCGGCCUUCGGGGGUAUAACUGGGACACUUGCUUGUCCAUGCUCCAAAAAUACUCUACUUAUCCGCCAACCUUGUUCUUCGGCCUGCAUUUUACAAAUACUUCCCUCAUUCCUCUAGUGACUCGCUCAGUGCCUGCCAGCGAAAGCUAUUUGCUCCUCACGAGACCUAUAUAUCAAUCACCUUCUCUAGAGCAUCUUGUACUGACCGUACCCGUUCUGAUCCAUAUUGCGUCCGGAUUUGCGCUAAGGAACAUCCGCUCUUCCCGCCGAGCGCGACUUUUUGGAGCAGAGAAUAGGUCUCAGCGCUAUUUGCUCAAGCUCUGGCCUCGAAUGAGUUUGCAAGCUCGAGUUGGAUAUAUUCUUUCCCCACUCAUUGGUGCUCAUGUUCUGGUCAACCGUGUCGUGCCGCUAGUGGUCGACGGUGGAAGCUCUGGUAUUGGUCUAGGAUAUGUUGCUCAUGGGAUCGCACGGAGUCCUGCUCUUUGGAACGUAUACUACUUGGUCUUUGUGGCCGCUGGUGUCUGGCAUUUUGUUGGGGGUUGGGCGUCGUGGAUGGGAUGGAGAGUUACCACAGCUUGGAAGGAACGAAGCAACACAAAAGGAUCCCUUGAAGGGUGCCUGGGGUAUAUGGAGAAUGGGAAACGGAUCAAACGACAAAGGAAAAUGUGGUGGAUUGUCAACGGCAUCGCAGCUGCGGGUGCAUCUGUUUGGCUUGUAGGCGCUCUGGGAAUCAUUAGACGGGCUGGGGAGGGCUCUGCAUGGGAGUCAAAGAGUUGGAAUGAAAUGUAUAGACAGAAACGAUUUUACUGCCUGACAACUCAUCGUGUCCUCGCGUUUCUUAAACGCGAAGUCCCUCCAUUUCCACGCAGUGAGCGAUUCCAGUGUACCCCCUGCUGUCAAAUCGCACUACCCGUCCAACGGAACUAUAGAUCGUUAUCGUCAGUUAUGGCAGGAUUGCCCCAGUCUCGGAUGGCGAAUCAAUUGGUGCAACAUAGCGGCAAAGAGUAUAUGACAGUCAAGGAAGGACUCGCCUACAUUUUGAACCCACCUGCCCAAAACGCCGCCUCAAAGGCAACGAAAAAAGAUCUCAAAGCCGAUGAUGAAUCCCAGUCUGUUUUCUACAAUCCUAUUCAGCAGUUCAAUCGAGAUCUGAGUGUGCUCGCGAUCAGAGCGUACGGAGAACAUGCAUUGGCUGCGAAGAAACAGAAAGCCGAGAAGAAAAAGAAUAAAAAAUUUACAGGAAGUGGAUCAGUAACGGGCAAAAAACGGAAAAGGGGCGAAGAGGAGACAGAGAAGAAUGACGAGAAAGAAAGAGCUGUGGGAAACAGCAGCGAGCCUGCUCCAGAAUUGCACCACGAGCAGAAGAUUCCCCCAUCAUUCACCAUCCUAGAUGCCCUGUCUGCUACGGGGCUGCGCGCUCUACGAUAUGCUUCGGAGAUUCCGUUCACAACAUGUGUUAUUGCCAACGAUUUAUCAUCGUCUGCAAUAGAGUCGAUGAAAAUAAACAUUGAAUACAAUGGACUCGAAAAGUUGAUUCGGCCCAAUAAUGGCGAUGCGCGCGCUUAUAUGUAUAGCGCUCAUAAUUCAACUAGUACCAAUGUCGAAGGAAUCAAUACCAGCAAGUUCGAUGUCAUCGACCUGGACCCUUACGGCACUGCUGCUCCGUUCAUGGAUGCUGCAGUGCAGGGGGUUAAGGAUGGGGGUCUUCUCUGUGUGACCUGCACUGAUGCGGGUGUAUGGGCCUCAAAUGGAUAUCCUGAAAAGUCGUUCGCAUUAUAUGGAGGCGUUCCAAUUAAAGGCUCCCAUUCCCACGAGGGAGGCCUGCGCCUUAUUUUACAUGGACUUGCAACAUCUGCUGCCAAAUACGGGCUCGCCAUUGAGCCCCUUCUCUCCCUAUCCAUUGAUUUUUAUGCCCGGGUAUUUGUUCGUGUACAUCGAUCUCCAGCUGAAGUCAAGUUUGUUUCGGGCAACACCAUGAUGGUCUACAACUGUGAUUCGGGCUGUGGGGCGUGGUCAAUCCAGCCUUUGUCACAGACCAGGCAAAGGCUAGACAAGAGAGGAAACCCUUUUUAUCAUUAUGGGUUUGCCACAGGGCCGGCUGCGGGCCCGUACUGUGACCACUGCGGCUUCAAGACGCACUUGGGCGGACCGAUGUGGGCUGGACCGCUUCAUAAUCCUCAUUUUAUCCAGAAAAUUCUGGAUAUGCUUCCUGGUGCAGACAGAGAAAUCUAUCAAACGGUCGAUCGCAUUGAAGGAAUGUUGACCACAGCACUCGAGGAAGACCUGGACUUCAGUGAUCCCACCAAAGGGUCGAUUCCAGAGCAGACCGAUACAGUUGGCCAAGAAGCUGAGUCCACUGAAUAUGCAGCUAUAAUACCUCGCCUCGACCCGGCAACCCGGGAUCCUCAUCCUUUUUACUUCAGUCUCAGUGGCCUUUCAAAGGUUCUUCACACAUCUACAAUGCCAAUUGACGCGUUCCGCGGGGCUAUCCGCCAUGUAGGCUACCGCUCGACCCGUAGCCACGCAAAGCCGAAUACGGUACGCACGGAUGCACCUUGGGAAAUCGUAUGGGAGAUCAUGAGAGAAUGGGUGAGACAAAAAUCGCCUAUCAAGCCGGGUGCUCUCAGCACUGGAUCUGCUGGCGCUGCCAUUAUGGAGAAGAGUCGAGAAAACCUCCGGAAAAUAGACGGAGCGAAUAAAUUGCUGUCUCAGUUGAAGAAUGAAAUCGUAUCUGCCGUUGAGAGCGGAAAGGACGCCAGUGACCUUGUGACAAAGGUCGAGGCUGCGCUAUAUCGCUCUGGGUCCAAGCAGGCAUUAAGUCAAAACUUGUCCGAGGCUCAAGACGCAGGCCAAGUUGAGCCGCAAAAGAAUCAAGCGCAGGUUGCCGCAUCCUCUAAAGGUGCAAUGUCUGCAAGCCCUCAUCUAAAUCUCGGCACAUUGGAAGUCGUUUUCGAUGAGGCUCUUGGCAGGGAGGCAUCCGCUGUUCAUACUAAGAAGCGCCUCGUCCGGUAUCAAAUAAACCCUCGGCCGAACUGGGGGCCUUUGAAUCGAGCCAGUGGAGGCCAGCAGCCAUAA
This is a messenger RNA of Aspergillus wentii DTO 134E9, 3249 nucleotides long. RefSeq lists its product as uncharacterized. Gene Ontology annotation, molecular function: RNA binding. Gene Ontology annotation, biological process: tRNA N2-guanine methylation. The coding region runs from base 1 to 3249 and encodes 1082 amino acids. Gene Ontology annotation, cellular component: nucleus; membrane. Lineage: Eukaryota; Fungi; Ascomycota; Eurotiomycetes; Eurotiales; Aspergillaceae. The record is from RefSeq and is a predicted model, not a curated record. The transcript is spliced from 3 exons.